GCAUGUAUACCUUGAUCAUGGAUGGCACCUUUAUGGACAGUACUCGGGAUGUGCUCGGAUCCCUUAGGACUAUGGACAACGAUGGGUUGCAGGGCUGGGUGUCCAUCUCCGUCUUUCUCAUCUACGUCUUACUGACCAACAUCACGGUGAUGAAUAUGCUCAUUGGCAUCGUGUGUGAGGUGGUCUCAGAAGUGAAACGUGAGGACGAGGAAGGGGUGGCCAUCGAUUUCAUGAAGGAACACUUGCGGACCAUGUUGACCGACUUGGAUCAGGACAAGAAUGAAAACAUCUCCAAGUCGGAGUUACAGAGCGUGGUCGAAGAUGAGAAGGCCAAGGUCGUUCUUUCAGAGCUUCAGGUGAAACCGGAAGAUGUCAUCGAUUUAACCGAAUACCUUUUUGAGCAAGAUGAAGAUGCAGGGCGUGAACAGGAAGUGACCAGAGAAGAGCUGUUAGAGGUCAUCCUGAAGAUCCGCGGCGGGCGCACCAUCUCCAAUCAGGACAUCAUUGAUGUGCGUUGUGAUAUCCGGCGCAUCGUCCAGCGGCAAACGAACAUGGUGUUACGGGAAGUGUCCUACUUGCAGAGGUGUUUGACCGAAGUGGUACAUCGCACUGGUGGAAUGCUGCCGUCUCCACGGCCGUCACACCGAGGUCCGGCUGUGACAGUGGCACCACCGACGGAGGUUCCCACGGCGCAAGCGUCGACCUAAGCGUCGGGCCUCACGCGCCAGCGUCCGGCCGCACGUCCGAAGCUCCGCAUCCCUGUCCGAAGUGCUCAAAAUGGAAGGACCCGCUUAGGGCGGGGGAAAUGAC
Messenger RNA from Durusdinium trenchii, 810 nucleotides. The record is from the annotation of a GenBank genome assembly. Lineage: Eukaryota; Dinophyceae; Suessiales; Symbiodiniaceae.